Molecule: messenger RNA, 2064 nt
Organism: Cinclus cinclus
Lineage: Eukaryota; Metazoa; Chordata; Aves; Passeriformes; Cinclidae
Gene: RTN4R
Product: reticulon 4 receptor
Exons: 4
Coding region: 1-2064 (687 amino acids)
Cellular component (GO): plasma membrane
Molecular function (GO): protein binding
Source: RefSeq, a predicted model, not a curated record
AUGGAACUGAAAGGUGGCACAGAAUUGGAAGAUGUGAUGGAGCUGGAAGGUGGCACAGAGCUGAAAGGUGUGAUGGAGCUGAAAGGUGGCACAGAGCUGAAAGGUGGCACAGAGCUGAAAGGUGUGAUGGAGCUGAAAGGUGGCACAGAGCUGGAAGGUGGCACAGAGCUGAAAGGUGGCACAGAGCUGAAAGGUGUGAUGGAGCUGAAAGGUGUGAUGGAGCUAGAAGGUGUGAUGGAGCUAGAAGGUGUGAUGGAGCCCCAGGAGAGGCUGCAAAACCCGGCACAACGCCAUUGUGCUUGGCUCUGCAACAAAUGGCCAGAGGCAAAGCUGGCCUGGGACAAACUAGCUGUGGAACUUGGUGCUCUGUGUGCUCGGGAGGUGGUGCCGGGCUCCUUUGAUGCCCGGGGUGGAGAUGAAGCAUCUCCCCCGGGGCAGAGCUGGGGACAGGAACAGCGCCACAUCCCACAGCCCUGCCCUUCCUCUCUGCCGGCUGGGAACAACUGUUCACAGUUCCUGGAAGCUGUGGGGCUGCAGGUGGAGAGGGAGCUGAAGGUGUUUGGUCCAAGGCUGGACUCGAUGAUCCUGGAGCUCUUUUCCAGCAGUAGGAAUCCUGGUGGGCAGGCCCUGGCACAGGGAAGCAAACUGCUGAUUUUGGUGCUUUGCUUGAACAUCCCGUCAGAAGUGGAGUCCUGCCCCGGGGCAUGUGUAUGCUACAGUGAGCCCAAGAUCACCAUCAGCUGCCAGCAGCAGGGGCUGACAGCCAUCCCCACCGAGAUUCCCAUCCAGAGCCAGCGCAUCUUCCUGCACAACAACAGGAUAACCCUGGUGAGGGCGACCAGCUUCACCUCCUGCCGCAACAUGACCAUCCUGUGGAUCCACUCCAACAACAUCAGCCUCAUUGAGCCCGGAGCCUUCUACGGGCUCACCAAACUGGAGGAGCUGGACCUCAGUGACAACACGAACCUGAAAUCCAUCAACCCCAUCACCUUCCGGGGGCUUGUGCACCUCCACACCCUGCACCUUGAUCGCUGUGGGCUCCUGGAGCUCUCCACGGGGCUUUUCCGAGGGUUGUUCUCCUUGCAGUACCUCUACCUUCAGGAUAAUAACCUCCAGGUCCUGCUGGACGACACCUUCAUUGACCUGGCGAACCUCACGUACCUGUUUUUGCACGGGAACAAAAUCAAGAGCUUGUCGGAGAACGUCUUCCGUGGGCUGAUCAACCUGGACCGGCUGCUGCUGCACCAGAACAGGGUGAGCCUGGUGCACCGGCGCGCGUUCCACGACCUGGGGAAGGUGAUGACCUUGUACCUGUUCAACAACAACCUGACCGUGCUCACGGGGGACACCAUGGCCCCCCUGGUGUCCCUGCAGUACCUGCGCCUCAAUGGCAACCAGUGGAUCUGCGACUGCCAGGCCCGCUCGCUCUGGAAUUGGUUCAAGCAGUUCAAGGGCUCCUCCUCAGAGCUGGAGUGUCACCUGCCCCCUCGCCUGGCAGGGCGGGACCUUAAGCGGCUGCAGAGCUCCGACCUGGACAGCUGCGUGGACUCCUUCAACCAGAUCCGCACCAGUGUUUUUAGCACCAAAACCAGGUCGGGGAAGCUCCCGACGGGGCUGCCCCCGCUGGGCUCCCACGAUGGCUCCUCCAAGUGUUGCCAGCCGGAGAUGGACAAGUCUUUUAUUUACGAGGCUAAGGGCAAGGUAGGGCCCUCCUCUCACAGCAGCCGCUCAUCCAACAACCACCUCAAGGAGAAGGAGAACAUGUCCAGGCCCAAGUACAUGGAGACAGACCCUUCCAAAAAUGGCAGCAACAAGCAGAUAAAUGAUUCCCCCUUUGGGACCUUCCCCAGCAUUGUAGACCCUCCUUUGACCAAGUUGAGACCUGAAUUUCUAGAGCCCAUUGAACCUUCCACAGUCCCAACCAAAAAGAGGCAGGGCUGCUCUAAAAAGAACAGAUCAAAGGCCCAGUGCCGCCUCACCCAGCAGGGGAACAGCUCCACGUUACAGCUCAGCCUAAGCCUUUUGAUCCCCCCCUUGGUGUGGAGCUUACUGUUAUUCUGCUAA